CUCCAGCAGGAAACAAAGAGAAGAAGAAGAAGACCAAGCAGAACAAGAAAAGGAGGAAGAAGAAGAAGAACUGCGAUCAGCUGACAGAGUAAAGGCUAACGCUAACAGUGAAAUUUGAUUAUUAAACUAAAACACUUUCAACAUGGCGUUCAUCACAGCCAAUUGGAACCCGCUGGGAGAAGCCUUUUACCGUAAAACAGAGUUGUAUGAGAUGUGCUGGACCUUACGAGAUGGACUCAGAGACAGUCUGGUGGCUGCAGCUCCAUACGGAGGACCAAUAGCUCUCCUCAGGGAAUCUCACAGACGUUCUCCAAGUUCUCGUCCUCAGUUAGAGAUUUAUUCUGCGUCUGGUGUUGCCAUCGCCAGUUUCCCUUGGAAGAGUGGUCCUGUGGUGCAGCUGGGUUGGACGGUCAGUGACGAAUUGUUGUGUGUUCAAGAAGAUGGAUCUGUUCUGAUCUAUGACCUGUUUGGAUCCUUCAAGAGACACUUCAGCAUGGGUCAGGAAGUGGUCCAGAGUCAGGUCUUGGAGGCCAAGGUGUUCCACUCUCCUUAUGGAACAGGCAUUGCAAUAGUAACAGGCUCAUCGCGCUUCACAUUGGCAACAAAUAUUGAUGACUUGAAGCUCCGCAGGUUACCUGAAGUCCCAGGUCUGCAGGGGAAGCCGUCUUGCUGGGUUGUCCUCACUCAGGACCGGCAGACUAAAGUCCUGCUGUCCAAUGGACCUGAACUAUACAUACUGGACAACACAUCCUGCACUGCUGUGUGUCCUCCAGGUCUCAGUCCUCAGGCCGGGAGUAUAGUCCACAUGUCAGUGUCUUUCAGCUAUAAAUAUCUGGCUCUCUUCACUGACACAGGACACCUGUGGACAGGCUCCUCAGACCUCCAGGACAAACUGAGUGAAGUUGACACCAAGAAGACAACAACACCCAAACAGAUGGUCUGGUGUCGCAGACCAAAGAGUCAGCAACCAUCUGUGGUGUUGAUGUGGGACAGGCUGCUCAUGGUAACCGGAGUCUGUAAUGACACCCUCAUGUUCCCCAUUGAGGAUCCAUGUGUUUUGGUGGGAGAACUAGAUGGAGUUCGGAUCAUAAGUUCAGUCUAUCAAGAGCUGCUUCAGGAAGUUCCUCUUGUCUGUCAGGACAUCUUCAAAAUCGCAUCCAUGGCUCCUGGAGCUCUGCUGCUGGAGGCCCACCGGGAAUAUGAGAAGUCAAGUCAGAAGGCUGAUGAGUACCUGAGGGAGAUUAAGGAACAAAGCAUGCUGGGAGAAGCAGUCAGACAGUGUGUGGAGGCAGCAAGUCAUGAAUAUGACACCAGCACUCAGAAAUCUCUGCUCAGGGCGGCGUCCUUUGGAAAGUGUUUCCUAACAGACUUCAAUCCAGAUGUGUUUGUGUCGACCUGCAGAGAACUCAGAGUCCUGAAUGCUGUCAGAGAGAGUAGUGUGGGAAUGCCGCUCACACACACUCAAUUCAAACAGAUGACUCUACAGGUGUUGAUAGACAGGUUGGUGUAUCGACAGUUUUAUCAGUUAGCGAUAGAAAUCUGCCAUUACCUCAAGAUUCCUGAUUAUCAGGGAGUCAGCAGAGUCCUCAAACACUGGGCGUCAUGUAAGGUUCAGCAGAAGGACCUAUCAGACGAGUCCAUAGCUCGAGCGGUGUGUGUGAAGGUGGGAGAUUCACCUGGUGUUUCUUACUCUCACAUCGCAGCUAAAGCUUAUGAAUGUGGACGCACCGAGCUUGCCAUCAAGUUGCUGGAUUUUGAAGCUCGGGCCGGAGAGCAGGUUCCUCUGCUGCUGAAGAUGAAGAGGAGUCAGCUGGCUCUCAGUAAAGCUGUGGAGAGUGGAGACACUGACCUGGUGUACACGGUGGUGACUUACCUGAAAAACGAGAUGAACAGAGGAGAUUUCUUUAUGACUUUGAGGAACCAGCCGGUCGCUCUCAGCCUCUACAGACAGUUCUGUAAGCUGCAGGAACAGGACACUCUGAAGGACCUUUAUAAUCAGGAUGACGAUCACCACGAGCUUGCCAACUACUACGUUACUGCCAGUUACAGAGAAAAGAGGUUAGAUACCCGUCUGUCUCUCCUGCAGAGUGCUGUCGACGAGUACAACAAGGCCAAGAAUGAGUUUGCUGCAAAAGCCACAGAGGAUGAAAUGCGCCUCCUUCGAUUUCAACGAAAACUGGAUGAUGAGAAGGGGGCAGGGCUACUGGGACUGUCUUUACAGGCGACCAUGGAGGCUCUGCUGGCUUUAGGACUUCACAAACAGGCAGAACAGCUUUACAGAGAUUUCAGAGUACCUGACAAAAGGUAUUGGUGGUUGAAGCUGAAGUCUCUGGCAGAGAAGGAGGAGUGGGAAGAGUUAGAAAAGUUCUCAAGGAGCAAGAAGUCUCCUAUUGGCUACCUGGCGUUCAUUGAAGUUUGCAUGAAGUGCAACAACAAGUAUGAAGCCAAGAAGUAUGUUUCUAAAGUGACACCUGAGCAGAAGGUCAAAGCUCACCUGGCCAUCAGUGACCUGGAGGGGGCAGCAGAUGCUGCGAUAGAACGUAGGAAUGACUCGGAGAUGGGGGCAGUACUCUCCAGAUGCUCUGCCUCUCACCAACUGCUGAUUGAAAGGUUGAACCGAGCCCGAGCUGCUGCUGCCAAAAAGUGAUCCUCCAUUCACAAUGUAUAUACAGCAUCUCAGCAACAUGAGCUGCAUUGCAUCCAGCUUGAACCUGAUGCAGGACCUGAUUUCCUGUCAUCCCUCUCUCAGCUGUGUUCACUUUCCUGCUGCUUUACUGUAACGGCUUUGCACCAGUGAGUCAAGAAGAAGACGUCACCUGUUCAGACCAUCUAACAACCACUAAGCCUCUUUUAUAUCUUAUGUUUUUUGGUGAUUCCAUUUUCUUGAGUUCAUUGUUAAACAAUUUUUUGUUGUCUUUUUUUUUUUUUUCUUUUUGAAUAAGUGAAGACUUAGACUUGAGCACUGAGAAUUCAGACUUGGAAGUUGGAUAGGAUGACUCGAUUCUUUUUUUCUUUUCUUUUUUUGUAAUAGGCUAUAAUAAUUUGGCAUAAGUUAUUGAUAUUAAAACCUGUUAAUUUGCACCAUGCUCUAUCAGUGGGACCCACUUCCAUCAAGCGUACACUCCACCUUUCUAUAAAUGAGUAUGUAUCAAAUUGCCGAGCAAUAUGGAGAUGCAAUACACAAGAAGUUCUGUUAACAUUGUAUUUUCCGUACUUGAUGGAUUUUUUUUUAAUUAUUAUUAAUGACGGAAAAAUCUGAAGGCUGUCCGUCAUUUUGGCAGAUUACAACAUAGAAGGCAAUCUACAGUAACUUAAAGUUAGGUUAUAGGCCACUAAAAUGCUCAAAUGGUUGCUAUGGCAUUGAUAAAUGAGGUGAAAAAAGAGGAACUGAUGCAGUGGAUGAAAGACAACUGAGACUUGCUCAAUGCACCUCGCUAUCUGGGAGCUGACACUCCAUUGAAGAGCCACAGACAGGAGGAAAGCGUCUGUGACCACUACGGAUCAUGGAGGAGUGCAGCUGUACUCCUGGUGUAUAUGCAGCAGGUUCCUCCUGGUGAAGUUAGUGUGUCAGCAUCAGGAAAUCUCACGUUCAGAUGAACUUUGAAUCACAUCCAGAGAGAAAUCUUUCCCAGCUUCAGAACUUUGGCUGAAGUGGAGCUAGUAGGUCCAGUCUCCAGUGCGGUAGCAGAGCAGGUUCAGCUUUCAGAUCAAAAUGUUUAAGGGCCAUGAGGAGCCUAGUGACAGUCACAGGCUGCAGCAGGUCAGCUGAGUUCAGUUCAGUUAGCCCAGCCUUGUGAAAAUGGGGUGUCCACAUUUUAAUGGUAAUUGUCUAAUUUUGUAAACUUGCAAUGUUCACAUUUGCUUGUUUGCACACACUGGCUGCAGUGUUUUUAGUGGUCUCCACUGUGACUGCCAAAAAAAAGUAAUCUGUUUUAUGUGGUGUUGAUGACAUGUGGCUGCACAUGUUUCAGUAUAUUAUUUUAAAAAAUGUAUGAAAAAUGCAAAUAUUAUUAAAAGUGAAAAUUUAAUUGGGGGCAAUAAUGAAUUAUGAC
This is a messenger RNA of Monopterus albus (swamp eel), 4052 nucleotides long. RefSeq names its product VPS16 core subunit of CORVET and HOPS complexes (gene vps16). Lineage: Eukaryota; Metazoa; Chordata; Actinopteri; Synbranchiformes; Synbranchidae. Gene Ontology annotation, molecular function: actin binding. The coding region runs from base 143 to 2647 and encodes 834 amino acids. The transcript has 25 exons. Gene Ontology annotation, biological process: intracellular protein transport; endosomal transport; vacuole fusion, non-autophagic. The record is from RefSeq and is a predicted model, not a curated record. Gene Ontology annotation, cellular component: lysosomal membrane; cytoplasm; HOPS complex.